This is a messenger RNA of Aquila chrysaetos chrysaetos, 8550 nucleotides long. It is a transcript of the gene NEK1, whose product is annotated as NIMA related kinase 1. Lineage: Eukaryota; Metazoa; Chordata; Aves; Accipitriformes; Accipitridae. The coding region runs from base 152 to 4039 and encodes 1295 amino acids. The transcript is spliced from 36 exons. Gene Ontology annotation, biological process: protein phosphorylation. The record is from RefSeq and is a predicted model, not a curated record. Gene Ontology annotation, molecular function: protein kinase activity; ATP binding.
GGCCGCCCAAUGGGAGCCGAGCUGCGGGGCGGGCCUGCCAAUAGGGGCUGAGGGGGCGGAUCCGCGGCGGGCGUGAGGCUCGGUGGAGGGGCCGCGGCCGUGGCAGGCGCAGCGGGGAGUACUUGAGUAAGGAUGCCUUAAGAAGAUAACUAUGGAUAAAUAUAUUAAAGUGCGAAAGAUUGGAGAAGGAUCCUUUGGGAAAGCAAUUCUUGUCAAAGCUAAAGAAAAUGGCCAACAGUAUGUUAUUAAAGAAAUAAACAUCUCUAAGAUGUCAAAUAAGGAGAGAGAAGAAUCAAGGAGAGAAGUUGCUGUAUUGGCUAACAUGAAACAUCCAAAUAUUGUCCUGUAUAGGGAGUCAUUUGAAGAAAAUGGCUGUCUUUACAUAGUGAUGGAUUACUGUGAAGGAGGAGACCUAUUUAAAAAAAUAAAUGCCCAGAAAGGAAUCUUGUUCUCUGAAGAUCAGAUUCUGGAUUGGUUUGUACAAAUCUGUUUAGCACUAAAACACAUACACGAUAGAAAAAUCUUGCAUCGGGACAUAAAGUCACAGAACAUAUUUUUAACCAAAGAUGGAACAAUACAGCUGGGAGAUUUUGGGAUCGCCAGAGUUCUUAACAGUACUGCGGAGUUGGCUCGCACUUGCAUAGGAACGCCAUACUACUUGUCACCUGAAAUAUGUCAGAACAAGCCUUACAACAAUAAAAGCGAUAUCUGGGCCCUUGGUUGUGUUCUUUAUGAAAUGUGCACACUUAAACAUGCGUUUGAAGCUGGCAACAUGAAGAACUUGGUACUGAAGAUAAUCUCUGGACCUUUUCCUCCUGUUUCUGUGCAUUACUCCUAUGACCUACGUAAUCUGCUGUCACAGUUAUUUAAAAGGAAUCCUAGGAAUAGACCAUCAGUAAACUCCAUAUUGGAGAAAAACUUUAUAGCCAAACGGGUUGAAAAAUUUCUCACACCACAGCUUAUUGCAGAAGAAUUCAAUCACAAAAUCUUCCAUAAGUUUGGACCACAUGCUGCACCGGCUAAAAGACCAGCUCAAGAACAAAUAAUGACUUCAGUUGCACCAGCUCAGAAAAUUACCAAACCUGCUGCAAAAUAUGGAGUGCCUUUAGUAAUCAGGAAGUCUUGUGAUGCACCUAAGAAGCCUAAUGAGAAGAAACCAUUGGCUAAAUCUAGACAGGCCUUUCCAACUCCAAUGAAGAAAAUGAAUCCAGGAGAAGAAAGGAGGAAAAUGUUUGAGGAACCUUCAAAAAAGAAAAGGUUAGAAUUGCCUGAAAAAGAAAAACGCCAGAGAGAUCAGAUCAGUUUACUGAAGGCAGAUGAAAUGAGAAGAUUGGAAAAAGAAAGGAUGGAACGAAUAAACAGAGCCAGGGAACAAGGAUGGAGGAAUGUGCUUGGUUCAGGUGGAAGUGGUGAUGUUAAGGCACCAUAUUAUGGCGGUGGAGGUGGUGUUGGUCCUUUUCCUGUGUCUUCCAGAGGACAAUAUGAACACUAUCAUGCUAUUUUUGACCAGAUGCAACAGCAAAAGGAAAACAUUAGAGUAGCUGAAGAGAGGGAAGCCAAAUUGAGGGCGAAAGUACAAGGCCGAGAAGUUGUUGAAAGAGGAAUUCCACCUGGAAUACGUCCAGGAGUUCCUAAGGGGCCUGCAGGUCAUCACCAUUUACCUGAUGCUGGUGCAGUUAGGAAAAAAAUGAAAAGAUUGAAGGAGGUGUCUAAACAAGCCAAUGCAAACAGGCAAAAAGGAUGGAUAGCUGCAGAUAGAGCAAAGCAAGUUGAAGAAUUCUGGCAACGAAAGAGAGAAGCCAUGGAAAACAAGGCCCGAGCUGAGGGACACAUGGGUACACUGCAAAACGUGGCAGAUACCUAUGGAAGCAGGCCCAUUUCUGCAAGAGGAAGGAAAUCCAGAAACAAGGAGGAAGAGGAAUAUUUGGCAAGAUUAAGACAGAUCCGGCUACAAAACUUUAAUGAACGUCAACAGAUUAGAGCAAAACUUCGUGGAGAGAAGAAUGAAGCUGCCAGUUCUGAUCGACAAGAAUCAAGUGAGGAAGCAGAACUGAAACGCAAAAAGAUAGAAGCACAGAAGGCCCAAGCAAAUGCUCGAGCUGCAGUUCUGAAAGAACAGUUAGAGCGAAAGAGAAAGGAAGCAUAUGAAAGAGAGAAAAGAGCCUGGGAAGAACAUCUGAUAGCGAAAGGGGUAAAGGAUCCUAAUGUGGGAGCUACAGAACAGAGUCCUGUGCAUGGGCUAGAAGAGCUUGGAGCAGCUCUUCCUAAGCCACAAGUUCCAGUGAAACCUGGUACACCAGUCAUCUCCAUGACUUCUGCUUUGAAGGAAGUGGGUGUGGAUGAAAAUGUAACUGCUAUCCAGGAAGCUGAGGAGGAAAUAAAAAAGCCAGAUUUUGCAAUGCAAAACAAACGAGAAAUACUGAGAAGAUUAAAUCAAAAUCUUAAAGCUCAAGAAGAUGAGAAAGGGAAAAAGGAGUGUAAAAACAUCUCUGAAUUGGCUGGCUCUGAAGAUGGUAAGGAACAGCACGAAGGUGACCAUCCACUUCUAGGAGAUCGCAAAAAAUGGGAAUCUGGGGCAUCUGAGUUGGUAGUUCCUCUAGCUCAGUUAUCAAUGGAAGAUUCUCUCUCUGGAACAGACCGUCAAACUCUGGGGGAAGUAAUUAGGUUAGAUAUUGGUGAACCCCACAGGAAAGUCUGGGGCAAAAGCCCUACUGAUUCAGUCCUGAAGAUCCUAGGAGAAGCAGAGUUGCAGCUGCAAACCGACUUACUUGAGGAACUAGAUGUAAUAAAUGGUACUGCAGAACUUCUUGAAGGAGAUCAUCGGUCCUCAUCAGAGGAGAAGGAAGAGAAAGCUUUUCCUACUGUUGGAGCUCAGUCUUCAGUACCAGUUGGUGUCACAGAGUCUGACAUGACUGUACCAGAAGAAUCUCAAAGAGCUGGACCUACCCAGGUGCAGAGCAAGCCUACUAUGCUGAAUGAACCUGAUGAUUUGGAAGCAGAGAUGUUGGAAGAAACAGAAGAUAAAAAGCACCAGAGUAAGGAAUUUCCCAUCACUGUUAAUGAAGUGUGGGUAAAAGAGAAGGAGGAUAAGGCACAACAUGACAGGAGAAACGAGGCAGCUUCUGAGAAACUAGUGCUUGACAAGGUGCCACCACAAAAGGAAGCUCCAGAAGAAACUUGUUCCAGUGACUCUCUGCAACCUGAACCCUUAUUCCAGAGGGUAAUACAGCCCACAGCUGUACCAACAGCCUCACCAGCUCUGUCAGCUCAGUCUUCACAGGAAGAGCCUUUUGUACCUCGUUCACGUUCCAUAUCACCAGCAAAAAAUAAAGGCAAAAGUUCAUUGUUGAUUGGACUUUCUACAGGGCUUUUUGAUGCAAACGACCCAAAGAUGUUGAGAACUUGUUCGCUCCCAGAUCUUUACAAACUGUACAGAACUUUAGUUGAUGUCCCCAGUGUAGCAGAUGUGCAGCAUCAACAUAAUCUUGAAAUAGAUGAUACAGAAGAUGAGCAAGCCAAAGAAGGACCCUCUGAUUCUGAGGAUAUUAUGUUUGGGGAGGCAGAUACAGAUUUGCAGGAGCUCCGGGCCUCAAUGGAACAAUUGCUUAGUGAGCAGCCUAGUGAGGAAUUCAGUGAAGAGGAGGAGUCUACUUUAAAGGCUAAUGUCAUCGAAUGCAUAACAAAUGGUACAGAGCUGGAUGAAGGAGACGAAAAUAACCCCAGCAGUGAAAGUGCACUUAAUGAAGAAUGGCAGUCAGAUAAUAGUGAUGGAGAGAUUGCCAGUGAAUGUGAAGAAUGUGAUAGUAUUUUCAGCCAUUUGGAGGAGUUGAGAUACAACCUUGAGCGGGAAAUAGGCUUUGAUAAAUUCAUUGAGGUUUAUGAGAAAAUAAAGGCUAUACAUGAAGAUGAAGAUGAAAAUAUUGAUAUUUGUUCAACCAUUGUUCAGACUAUUCUUGGAAAUGAACACAAACACCUGUAUGCCAAAAUACUUCACCUAGUAAUGGCAGACGGAGCCUAUCAAGAAGAUAACGAUGAAUAAACCUGACUCACUACAUAUCGGUGUUUGAAGUCUGCACAGCUGAAUAACAAAUUAGAAUGUAACGUGGGGCAGGAGAAGCAAGACUUCAAAAAAAGAAUGUUCAUUGUACGAAAAAGCAGAAAAACAUGCCUUUUAAAACUGGGAUACCGAUACACUUCUCUUGUGUGUACUUCCAUAUUAAAUGUUCAUUAAAUGUGUUCAUUAAAUAUUAGAUGCUCAAAAUUUAAAAAGCAAAACAAAAACCAACAAAACAAAACAAAAAAUCCCCAAACCCAUAAUCUCUCAAAGUCCAAAAGAAAUACAGAAAGGAAUACCUGUAGAUAUUCUGAUACAAAACUGAGACCUAUAAUGUAAAACAGAAUUUCUGCCAUAUCAACAGUUGGCUGGUACGGUUAAGCAAUUGGAAGCAUUACUGUGUUGUGGAAGUACCCACACCUAGCUAGUCACUUACAUACUUAAAAUAGCCUCUCUUUACAGCUAUAUAAAGAAAUUACUUCAUUUUUAUUGACCCUCAUGGUUGUAUUUUAAGAGCAUCUUAAUCUAGUGGUCCAGUUUGAGUAUUUCACUUUUUUUCUUAAUAAAAAAAUUACUGUAUUUUGAAGCUGAAAGGUUCUGUCACUUUUUAACCAGUCACCUGAAACAUCUUAAUGGUGUUUCUAAAUCAAGGCAAACUGGUACUUCAGCCAUCAUUGAAAAGUCUGGGGUUUUUUGAGAUGGUAAAAUUCAGUUGGACCUGGAAUACUUUUUUCCCAAUAUUUUUCUUCCUCUUCCUCUUCCCCUUCCCCAUCCCCACCCCCUUCCCAAAAUCCCAAGUAUUUAGCUCUUUUGAAUUUUGUAAUCUGGUCAAUGAUAAUAUAGUCUGCUGUUGAAUUGAAAGGAGUGGGUUUUUUCCAGUUUGUUUUUAAAUUCUUACUGUUGCACUCAUGGCUCUAGCAGAAAUGGGAGAAAAUGAAAUAUUGCAGGCACAAGUGCUAUGUAAUACUUCUCAUCUUUUGGCUCAUGUUUUGUAUCUUAAUUUCCACCACCCCGAAAGAAAAAACAGGUUUCUUCUGACCCACAUUUCCUUGUUCCUCCUGUAAAAGCAGUACUAUACAGGGCAGACAUCAGGGAUGCUGUUGUUUUCCAGUCAUCGCCUCUGGACCAGCUUUAUUGGCUUACCCAUACAAUAAGUCUCUUGUUACAAAUCUGAUGAACUGUCAAACUUCCAACUGCCCUAUUGGAGGAAAAAAAAUAGAUUUUUUUUUUUUUUUCCAGCUACAGCUAGUCACAGUCUAAAGCUGUCAAAAGUUACUUUUCCACAAAGUAAAAUCAAGUAUAUAUAUAUAUAUAUUUUAUUUAGAACUGUCAAAAUAUGUACAUGAUUUUUGUAUAAUUGUUUUAUGAUGUUGUUAUUAAAGUUUUGCCCACUGAAAAGUGUUAAUUUUUUUAAACACAUCCAAUUCUUAAAGGUAGACCAAAUUUAAUCUAUUUCAGCUGUAUCCUGGGAACCUGCCAUGAGAAUAAAAUUAAUGAUCAUAAAUGCCUUUAAGAUACUAAUUUUUUAUAUCCUUCCUUACUUGAUAAACACCUCUUGCUUCAUCUGAUGAGAAAGUAUGGUCAUUGUUGGAAACAAUGUUCUGGUGGUUCUGUCCUAUGCUGCUUCUCUUAUCCUUUUGUUUUGUUUUGUUUUGGUUUUGUUUUAGAAUUCCCACAGUAAAUUUGGGGGCUUUUCACUAGGCUUCUCUUCCAUUCUGCUUUUCACUGCUGACUAAUCUAUUCAGAGAGAUGAUCCUCAUGAGUUACAUCAUGGAUGACAUUUAGCAAAUACACUCCAAAGACUUGAAUAAAGAAUGAGUCUGCAUUAUUUUCCCUUUUCAGGUUUGCUUUUCAAGUCAUACCUUGCCCACCUUGUGUGGGAAGGGAGGACCCAAAACCUUUAGAUUUAGAAGAAUAUAGAUUAGCCAUAUGGAAAGAAGAAAAUAUACCAAGUGGUAUAUUCUGCACUCUAUGGUUUUGAAUUUUCUCAAGGUGAUACAGUCUUACUGAAGUUACGGGUUGGGGGGUGUUUAGUUCUUUUUAAAUUGAAAUCAUACCAUUAUUGACAUUCAUUUCUUAUGCAGUGUGCUGGCUUGCUUCUGGUAAGAAAAAUGGACAUAAUCUGCAGCCUUCAAGCUUUACAGACGUAGAGCUUUUUAUCAAUUAAUGAUUUGAAUAAUAUGCGUAGAUUGUGCACAGCUUUUCAAGAAUAAUCUUCAAACCUGCCAACCAAUACUGGAUAUCCUUGAAAUCCCUCAAGAGCUAAUUUAAAAAUGACACAGUAAAUAAGUUUGCUAAAGAAAUACUCUUAUCUGAACUUGUAAAUCUCUAUUUAAUGUAUACUGUAAUGACAUCAAGGACAGUGUGACUUCAGGAUGAUUUAUUCGUCUGUAUGUAAUAACUUACUGAAAUUAGUUGAGUAUUUGACCUGUCUUUAUAUUACAUUUAUUAUAAAGAAUCUUCUGUUGCAUUCUAGCAGUAAAUUGAAGUAUGUAAUGGUAUUUUUGGCACAAAACAUACUCUGUAAACUAUUUCACCUUAUGUCCCUGUCCUCAGUCCUUCUUCUUGACCCCCGCAGCCUACCGCAGUUCAGAUGAGGAAUCUUUAAAAAAAACAAACAAACCCAAAACAAAACGCAAACAAACAAAAAACCACGCCUCCACCCCUCCCAAAAGCCAAACCCGUAAUGCCUCUAUUGUGCUGCCCUGCAGACGUGAUUGUAGUCCCCGACACUGGACUCUCCUGGCUAACUGCUAUCUGUAGCUGUGUGUCCGCCUGGGGUUUUCCGACCUCCAGCAGAACGGAGGAGAGCCCCAGCCGUGAGGCGGCAGGACUACAGAGAAUGUGUCCUCGGGGCCUGCGGCGGGAAGAUGGAGUCUCGACUGCUAACUGGCUUCGUUUUGAGCCGAACAGCUGUUGAAAAGCCUGAUUGCACUAAAUUGUAUAUCCGGUUCCACCAUGGACUUCAGCACAUCAGUUAAUGAUCACAGCGUCCUGAAAAACUUAACUCACUGUAUUCACUUAAUUCACUGCAGUGCCUCCUUUCCUCAGAUGACCACUGUUGCUUUCUCUACAUUGGGCAAUCUUGUUUGUUCAGGAAGAGACUCCAGGAAAUUCUGACUCUAACAGACAGUGGGGUUAAGCUCUGCCAGCUGGGAAAGGGAGCACAGUUUCAAUCCUGCGACCUGCCACCUUUGUUAACCAUGCAGUGAUACUACAGUAACUAGUCUGCUCAGAUCAGUAAUGGACGGAUUUUCCACCAUAAAUACCAGUUUGUAGCCAUACAUACAACAGCGGAGCAUGGAUGAGCACAGUCAUAAGGCCUCCCUCCUCCCACUAGAAAAAAGCUUGAGUCAAAUCCCACUGUGAUCUGUUAAGAUGCUCCUGUUCUCAGCUGUCUAUUCUUUCCCUCUGCUGAUGAUUAUCAGGACCAGCAGAAUGAAACAUGCGCCCACCCUCAUGCUUUGGCACAAAGCAUAGCGUCGCUUGAUUAAACUGCUGGGACGACGGGUUUGAGCCAAGUCACCAGACUCUGAGCUGCAGUUGGUGAGGAUAGGAACACAUCUUCCAUUCUGCUUAUUCUGCCACAGUGAAAGCAAUCUCUAUCAGAAGGAUGGGGUAUAACAGAUGGAGCUAUAACUUAUACCACUUUGCAACAGUUCCUAAAGCUCAUGGGUCAAGGAUGGUGCAAGACUGCUUGUGCGGUAUUAGUAAGAGAAAUUUAUGUAUGAACAUACAAUGUGAAAUAGGCCUGCUGAGGAGCAAAAGCUGCAUAGUGUAUAAUGUUUAUCUUGCGUUAAUCAAGUCAUAAUGUACUUAACACUGUAUUUGUUUUCACUUGCUGGCAAAACUCCCCACAGGUGUUUUAUUCUGCCUUACAGCAGUUAAAAAUGUGAGAAAUGUAUAAAAAUUGUUUAAAAAAGAUCUAUUAAUUGUGAAAUUGCCUGGUUUAUCAUAUAAUAAACCAUGGGGGCUUGUCAGAGGGAUCACACUAAUCCAUAGUGUGAAACAGGUCAGAUCCCUUCCUACAGUCACUAGCUUUAACAAAGCUGUCUUUGAUACCUCAGCUCAGGUAUUUUCAGCUUAAAUGCAGAAGCCUUGCAUACAAAGCCUGUAAGAUGUGGGGUGUCUUUCCUGCCCCUCCAUUCUGCAUUUCUGUCUUAGUGGGGUCUGAAAAAUAUGCUGCUCAUGUACAGUUACACUGAUGUUCAUGGAAAUUGCAGGUACCUCAUUUCUGGAAAUCAAACCCUGGUGCUUUUUCAGCCUCAGGGAACUGUAUUUCCUUGCCAUAGGAUAACAGAGAGGUCAGAAGGCUUUGCGAUCCUUGGACAGAAGACUGUGUAGAAUAAUAGAAUGAACUGGGGAAAAAAAAUGUGCUGAAUGCAUCUGGGAGUUUUUUGUGCAUACUAGACAAUAUAUUCUAUACUCACUUUCUGUGACUAAGUUUACUGUUACCGAGGCCUAGAAUUAGCCAAAUAAAACAGCAGGGAAGCCUU